CGGCUCGCUAGUCCCAGUAGGCGCCGGGUUUCCCAAGAUGGCGGCCGACGUGUCCGUUACUCACCGGCCCCGGCUGAGCCCGGAGGCUGGGGCCGAGGUUGAAGCGGAUGAUGCCACCGAGCGCCGGGCUCCCGAAGAGGAACUGCCGCCUCUAGAUCCAGAAGAGAUCCGGAAACGCCUGGAACACACGGAGCGCCAAUUUCGUAACCGCCGCAAGAUACUGAUCCGGGGCCUCCCGGGGGACGUGACCAACCAGGAAGUGCAUGACCUGCUCAGCGACUAUGAGCUCAAGUACUGUUUUGUGGACAAAUACAAAGGGACAGCUUUUGUGACUCUGCUGAAUGGGGAGCAGGCCGAAGCCGCCAUCAGCGCCUUCCACCAGAGCUGCUUACGGGAGCGCGAGCUGUCAGUUCAGCUGCAACCCACAGAUGCUCUGUUGUGUGUGGCCAACCUGCCCCCCAGCCUCACACAGCAGCAAUUUGAGGAGCUGGUGCGGCCUUUCGGCAGCCUGGAACGCUGCUUCCUGGUCUAUAGCGAGCACACUGGCCACUCUAAGGGCUAUGGCUUUGCAGAGUACAUGAAGAAGGACUCAGCUGCCCGCGCCAAGUCAGACCUGCUGGGCAAGCUGCUGGGUCUGCGCACCCUCUAUGUGCACUGGACGGAUGCUGGGCAGCUGACGCCUGCCCUGCUCCAUUCCCGCUGCCUCUGUGUUGAUCGCCUGCCUCCUGGCUUCAGUGAUGUGGAUGCCCUGCGCCGGGCGUUGUCGGCUGUCCACACUCCCACCUUCUGCCAGCUGGCGUAUGGUCAGGAUGGACAGCUGAAAGGCUUUGCAGUGUUGGAAUAUGAGACGGCAGAAAUGGCUGAAGAGGCGCAACAGCGGGCAGAUGGCUUGGCUCUGGCGGGCAGCCAUCUGCGUGUCUCCUUCUGCGCCCCAGGGCCUCCUGGUCGUAGCAUGUUGGCUGCACUCAUUGCUGCCCAGGCCACAGCCCUCAAUCGGGGCAAAGGGCUUCUGCCUGAGCCCAACAUCUUGCAGCUGCUCAACAACCUUGGGUCCUCUGCCUCCCUCCAGCUGCUGCUUAACCCCCUGCUCCAUGGCAAUGCGGGAGGCAAGCAGGGCCUCCUGGGCGCACCCCCCACCAUGCCACUGCUCAAUGGACCUGCCCUGUCCACGGCACUGCUGCAGCUUGCCCUGCAGACCCAGAGCCAAAAGAAACCUGGGAUCCUGGGAGACUCUCCCCUGGGCACCCACCAGCCUGGGGCCCAGCCAGCCAACCCACUCCUUGGGGAGCUUUCUGCAGCAGGAGGACUGCCCCCGGAGUUGCCGCCCCGGCGAGGGAAACCACCACCCCUGCUGCCACCACUGCUUGGCCCUUCUGGGGGUGACCGGGAAGCCAUGGGUCUGGGUCCCCCAGCUGCCCAGCUCACUCCACCCCCUGCCCCUAUGGGGCUCCGAGGCACUGGCCUCAGAGGCCUCCAGAAAGACAGUGGGCCUCUACCUACACCCCCUGGGGUCUCACUGCUGGGGGAGCCCCCCAAGGACUUCCGGAUCCCCCUUAAUCCUUACCUGAACCUACACAGCCUGCUUCCAGCCAGCAACCUGGCGGGUAAGGAGGCCCGGGCCUGGGGAGGCGCUGGGAGAAGCCGCCGCCCAGCUGAGGGCCCCCUGCCUAACCCUCCAGCCCCCGGAGGUGGUAGCAGCAACAAAGCCUUCCAGCUCAAGUCCCGCCUACUCAGCCCCCUCACCAGUGCUCGCUUGCCCUCUGACCCAGGGCUGCCUGACAGCUAUGGUUUCGAUUACCCCUCGGAUGUGGGACCUCGGCGGCUCUUGUCCCACCCUCGAGAGCCAGCGCUCGGGCCUCACGGACCUAGCCGACACAGAAUGUCUCCCCCACCCAGUGGCUUCAGUGAGCGGAGUGGCGGGGGCAGUGGAGGUCACCUCUCCCACUUCUAUUCGGGCUCACCCACUUCCUACUUCACCAGUGGCCUACAAGCUGGCCUCAAGCAGAGUCACCUGAACAAGGUGGUUGGCUCCUCCCCACUGGGCUCUGGAGAAGGCCUCCUGGGCCUCAACCCUGGGCCCAACGGCCACAGCCAUCUGCUGAAGACCCCACUGAGUGGCCAGAAGCGCAACUUCGCUCACCUACUGCCUUCACCUGAGCCCAGCCCAGAAGGCAGCUACGUGGGCCAGCACUCACAGGGCCUGGGCGGCCACUAUGCGGAUUCCUACCUGAAGCGCAAGAGGAUUUUCUAAGGGGCCAGUGCCAGAGAUUCUCAAGGGCCUGCACCAAAUCGCUUUUGGGUUUUCUGGUGUUUUGUUUUGUGGGUCCCCCCUUCUUUGAUAAUAGGAAAAUCUCUGAAAGACUUCGCUGACCAACCAGCCGGAGCCCGAGGCAUGUGGGGGAGUCUGGGGCCACUCUGCACCUCUGGCCUGCUCCUGGCCUGGAAACCCUGCAGCCUUAAGAGAGAGGCCCUGGCCUGCUCUCCCCUCCCUGUGUCUGCCUGUGUCCACCUUUUUGGGAGUCCUCUCCUGCCUCAUCACUCCUGUAUCUUGGCCUUUCGAGUGCCUUGGAGGUUUCCCUGACCUCCCGUGAGGAUCAGAGACUGACCCCCUUUUUUAACUUUGACAAUUGACUUUUUUUUGUUUCCUUUUCUAAUUUUUAUUUUUUUAACAAUCCAGGAUGUUCCCCAGCUCUGAAUCCUUCAAGAUCCAGUGUGGCUGGGUCUCCAUUCCAUACUUUUCAGUUUGAGACAGUUCAGCCCUUUUCUCUUUCUCCCAUGUCUGCUGCAGGCAUGGGUCUCUCCAGCUCCUGCCGGCCUACUCUAACUUGUGCUUCACCUCCGGGUUCCUGGCUCCCUGCCACAGUCCCCUGGCCUUCUGAUGCCUUAAAGCUGGGCCCCAGGCCCUGCUGGCCAGAGCCUCUCAGAUGCCAAGCUCUGGAAGCUUGACUCAGGACCAAAUAGCUCUGGCCUAGGACCUUUCUACCCAGGGUCCCCACCCUAGGGACAGAAGGCCAAAGCCUUGGUCUUGGCCCAGCAACCCUACCAUUCCUUACCCUCCUCCUCCCUUCCUCACCCCGCCCCCCCUGCAGGUUUGGGUGCUUUUCUCUACCAGCUUAAACUAGUCCUCUGCUGUCUGGUAGUCAUGCAUCUCACUGAGCCUCUGCUCUUUCCCCCAUGUUGAAGAUUAUCUCCACCUCAUCAUUCCUAGGCCAUAUCAUCUGGAGCUGGCCUCCCUUUGGUCCAGUGCCGGCAACCAACAACUCCAGGCAGAUCAGCUCUGUCCCUGCCCACCAGCAGGACCUAUACACCUGUGGUGACCCUGGGUCCUGUGCCAAGCCAGCUGGGUCACCAGCUUCCCUCCCCUGAUAAUGGGGGUCCUUGUCCACUCCAGGAGGUGGGAGGGUGUCCACCCCCAAUCCUCUCACACAGACCUUUGCUGAAUUAAAGUUUGUAAGUAA
Molecule: messenger RNA, 3458 nt
Organism: Talpa occidentalis (Iberian mole)
Lineage: Eukaryota; Metazoa; Chordata; Mammalia; Eulipotyphla; Talpidae
Gene: RAVER1
Product: ribonucleoprotein, PTB binding 1
Exons: 13
Coding region: 38-2251 (737 amino acids)
Cellular component (GO): ribonucleoprotein complex
Molecular function (GO): RNA binding
Source: RefSeq, a predicted model, not a curated record